Molecule: messenger RNA, 669 nt
Organism: Trichoderma reesei QM6a
Lineage: Eukaryota; Fungi; Ascomycota; Sordariomycetes; Hypocreales; Hypocreaceae
Exons: 2
Coding region: 1-669 (222 amino acids)
Source: RefSeq, a predicted model, not a curated record
AUGUCCCAAAAGGCCCAGAGCCCAAGAGGCCCGCUCCAGCUGCCGGACAGGGGCCAGGGAGUCUGCUAUUCGAUAGAUUGCGCUGCUUGGCUCUCGUCGACGGUGCUGGGCCCCUUGUCUGCUGGCCGGCUAAUCGGCAUGCAGCUGACGGCCAUCGUUGGAUUCUCGAAAAAGGGACCUGUGCGAGUAUUGACUGCCUGCCAGUCGCAGUCGGCCGGAGCAAAAGAGGCAGCGGAACCGGCCGAACGGGAGGCUCUUUGUUUGCUGCUGUUGCUGUCGAGCAGCGCUGGUGCUGGAGGCGAAUGCGACGCUAACUCUGUGAUACCCGGAACCAAAACACCACAAACCACCAUCUUGACGGAGAAUAAAUGCCUUGGCGCUGCCUCCAAGCCGACAGCCGAGUCCCGUCACACGCAUCGCAUCGCAUCGCAUCGCCAAGAAACAGCUGCCAAACAGCUUGGCGGCCGGCAGUCCAGCAGAAAGAUGCCACUGGCAGGUCUUGGCCUACAUAACAGAGCAGCACUCCAAACAGGCACCGGCUCAGCAAUGACACUCCAGCGUCGCACUCUCUCAGCGUCUGCAGCCAAUCUGCUUCCGUGUUGGCGCCCUCCUCCCCUUACCCUUGUCCCCUGUCCGUGGCUAGGAAUCGACGCCACUCGGAGACCAUGA